AGAAACAAAAACUGCAAUAGCAACAAAAACAACAACAUUCAGUAAUAGUAGUAGCAGCAGUGGCGAUGACUUCCAUUCGCUGUACUGGCAAAUCGCUGCCGGGAAGUGUAUUGGGGUGUGUCCUCGUCCUUGUCUGCUAAGAUAACUUGAAUCACUGUGUGACUACAAAACCAUCCAAGAGACAUCGAAGAACCAGGACGGCUCAAAAAUCGGCAAUAUGCCGCGUUUUCGCAAUGAGGAGCCAGAGCAGUCCCACUACAACGAUGGCGACGUGGUCUGGGUAAAGAUUCACAACACCGAGAUUUGGUGGCCGGGUGAAGUGACCUUAUCGCAGGACUUUCGUUUCGUGAACACCAAUCGACCGCCAUUUGCAGUUGUUGCGUUUUUCAACGAGAAAACCUUCGAGCAAGUCAAAUCGGCAAAACUGAUUUAUCCCUUUGAAUGCGCUCUUAAGGAGGAGUUCAUCAAACGUGGAAGCAAAAAAGCCGAUGGAAUACACAUGGGCGACAAGUUCAGUGACGAUGUGGCGAUUGCUGAGUCGCGCUACCACCGCCAACAGACCGUGAUGGGAUCGACAUCGGCCGUGGUCGAAGGCAUCAGCGGACGCGCCACCCGGCCGGAUAGUCUCAUCAAAGCGUGCCUCUCGAGCAGCAGCAACAGCAGCAGUGUGCACAACAGCAGUGCCCGCAGCAGCGGAGUGCCUUCGCCGGCGGGUCGAGUAAGUAGCUCGGCAUCGCUCCAAUCUGUUGAUAAUGCCGUAUUCCGACAGCAGGAGCCCACGUUUCGCAUCAUGGAUAUUGGGGGUUGCACCAAAAAACCACCUCGCAAUCAUGGCAUCGACGAGGCCGGCUACGAGUGUAACAUGUGCACCUUUCGCACCAACAGCAUGAGCGUCCUGCUAAUCCACCGUCGUGCCCAUCUGGAGUCAAGCAGUAGUUUCAGCAGCAAUAGUACCAGCAGUACGGUUAAUAGCACCACAAUCCUGGACAUUGGUCGGAAUACGCGUGCAGCGCGUCGAGCCAACACUACCAACGUGGUCGAUAUGCGUCCAUCGGGUAGUAGUCGGCGGAGCCGGGACAGCACGCCUUUUAACAAGAACGAGGUGCGCUGCCACUCCCGUCACGUUUCCAUUGUGAUUGACGCACCGCUGACAAACGAGGAGCAUAAAAGGGUGAAAACCAUAGCCGAACAAACUUUGGCGAGCAUUGAGCUCGUGGUUCGUCCUGGUGACGCCAGCACAUCGGCCUCCGCCUCCGCCUCCACCCGUAAUAGCUGUUCGUCAUCGCCACAGGUGCCUGUUGCUGAAAGCACGCGACGCAACAACUCAAGUCCGCGGGAUCCGCGUAAUCAGCGCUCCAAUCAAUUGCGAGCCACCAUGCCCGCGCCGCAGUCGCCACCUCCGCCUAAGCAACGACGAUUAACUCGUUCCAUGAGCCGACGCCAGCAAGGCACAUCCCCACCCGCCGACUCUCCAGAACUUCUACCGCCACCGACACAGACGACUAAGCGCCGCGGUCGUGCUAGACGCUGCACGAUGGCUGCCACAACUGCUGGGCAGUUUACCCCGCCCAGGCGGGGUAACCCCUUACGGAAAACGCUUACGACACCGACAACCACUGUGGAGAAGCCAUCACGGAACGCAGGACGUCGAAAGAGAACGUUCUCUAGGACAAGAUCGUCCUUAUCUUUUGAUUUGCGUCUUGUUCCAUCUCCACCACCGAAGCGUGCUGUAGAUGAUAAGGACGACGAAGUGGCAGAGCCUGAUUUGCCAUCGAGUCCAUCGCCAGAGCCGGUUUCAAAUGCUGACCUUGAACAUCCAAAAGAGAAUCUCCCGCACUCGCAGAGCACUAUCGACGCCUCCAAGCAACUGCAGCUUAGUCUAAUGGCCGAGUGGGGUGACGACGAGACGGACGAGUCGCUAGAGGAGCCACCGCAGCCGUCUGUUAAUAACGAUACGAAGGUCGUGGAACCUCCACCAGAAGAAGAGCAGCAUGCGGGCGAUGAAGAGGAUGAGAAGACUGAUGGCGUUGCUGCAAAGAAGCGCAUACGCAACAUACCAAAGAAGGAUCGGCGCGACGUGAUUGUGCAGGUAUUCCAGGCCGACAGCCUGCCAGAGGCUGAUGACCCGGAGGCUGACGAACCGAUUGUCAUCCCGGACAGCGACGCCAGCUCCAAUGGAAGUGUAGUGUUCGUGGAGGACGAGCCGAGGCAGCGCAGCAAGGGAGUUCAUUCACAUCCCAAUGGCAAUGGCACUGAUAAGGCCUCAUCCUCGGCCAAGGCGGCCAGCAACAUCCCAUCUUGCUUUGAUUUUGAGGAGGAAGAUGAUUUGCAGCAACAACAACAGCAAGAUGGCCAGAAUGGUCUGAGCUAUAGGCGCCGAACCUAUACCAAUCGCCCUGAUGCAAACGGCAAAGGCCUUUUAGAGGGGGAUAUGGAAGAAGAGCCACAAGAAUGUGAAGAGCCUGAGGCUGUGCAGGAACCUAAGGUCUUCGCCUAUUUUGAAAGCUUUUUCAAGGGCUUCGAAGAUGUUCCGGAACAGGCAUUCUCGGCAGUCGAGACGGAGGCAGAGCCUAAGUCAGAUGUGGUGCAGGAUGAGUUUCUGCCUCACGUGUAUACAACUGAUCCUGAGGAAGCACUGCCCGAGGACGGAACCGAGGGGGAAGUGGGAGAUCACAUGAGCCUGCCCAUCAAGGAGCGUCAAAAGCGCAUUUUUAAGUCACGAAACAAAUCAUCAGUGGUGGGACCUCAGGACGAGUAUGUGCCAGUCUCGAUGGUUUCCGUUUCGCCCAGGGCCGAAGAGGAGGUGACCGCCCCCAAGAUCCAAAGCCCUCUCCAGGAGGAAAGCUGUGUCAACUCGCUUACUUUCAACGGAAACAAAAGCAGAAGGAAUAGCAGCGCCAACAAUAGUAAUACAAAUAGCAGCGAUGGUGCAAUGGAAAGCAUUAGCCGGAGCAAAGAAAACCGCCGCAAAAAAUCCAAGACUGAAUCAUCUCGACGCCCGUCGCCACGCUCGAAGUCGAAGAUACAGCAGCAUAAUCUCUUGACUGGCCAUGAGGAGCUGAGCAACAAUAGCACCAGCAGUAACAGCAACACCAGCAGCAAUAGUAACCAUAUGUCCAGCUCCAGUUCAAGCUCGGACUCGCAUGGCAUCGGAACUCUAUCCCCGGAGCCUAGCUCAAGCAACAGCUGCUCCAUAGCAUCGAAUAUUGCUGUAAUCUCAGCGGAAGAAGCACGAGAGCUACAGCGAUCUGCUUCUGGAGCCGGUCUUAUCCACGCCGCCAUCGUAGAUGCCACACAGCCGGUGCAGCGCGGUGGCGUACUCAUUCUAGAGGAUAUCCGUCUGCCCAAUUUGUACGAACCAUUCGGUAGUCUGAAUUCAUCAGACAGCAAUGGUAGUCGGCAUACAAACUCGCGACCGCCCGACGAGGAAGACGAGCAGUCACAGGAUACGACGGAGCAGCAAGAAACGAAUGAUGAUCACGAUCAGGAUGAGGAGGAAGAGGACAGUCAGGAUGAAGAGAAUACACCUGAUGAUGCUGAACCACCAGAGCAGACUGCAGAAGAGGAACAGGACCAGGAACGGGGCCAGGAACAGGAACUGGAACUGGAUCAGGAUCAGGAAUUGGAAAAGGAACAGGAACAGGAACAGGAAAAAGAACAGAAGCAGAAUGAGAAACCUGAUCCAAGUCCCGAGCCAGAAACAGACAACGAGUUAGACACCUGGUCUCCAUUACGCCAUUCGCCCGAUGUCGUACGCUACCUCCCGCAGGCACGUGAGGUGCUUCUUAAGAAACGCGAACAAGAGCUUCUGCGACAGUACGAGGCCGAUCUUGUCAGCGGACGGAGUGCGGAGAAGUGUCGGCAGGCCCGUGCACGUUGGAGCCGACCGGUGCGAUCCCCCGAUGAGGAAGAUAUUAAUGAGUUAGAGUUGGAAACAACGCCGCUGGUCCCGUCGCCAUCCGAAGAGGAUCAACAGGAACUGGAGCAGCAAAAGAAGAGGAUUAGUUCUGAUGAAGAACAGUCUUUUAUGGCUCCGGAGGAUAUACCAGCAGACGAUGAGGAGGUACAGGAGAUGGAGCCAAUAGAUGAAGAUUUGUCUAUCGACGAGCAGCUGGCAGCCGUCGAAUUGGUGCUACCAGCUACAUUGUUUUCAUAUACACGCCGCCCCGCCAGCCAUCCACAAGUCACUGCACUGGCCCCAACCCCGUCCACUACAAGCGGGCCAAAUAAGCCCUCCAGACAUUUAAGUUGCGCCCGUACACUGAGCGAUGCGGACGUAGCCAAGGCCCAUCAGCAGCUGGUGGAUCUGCGAGAGCAACAGCGCCUUCGCUCCACUUCGACAUCGCCGCCCGUAGCCAUACAACAGCGCCUUCGCUCCACUCUGACUUCACCGCCCGCGGUGCUAACUCCGCCGGCAACCCUGCUGCAGGCCGGCGGGCAACGAAAACAGCGUCGCCGCUCGAAGAACGCUGCUAGUGACAAUGUAGAUAGUAGUUCCCGCAGUGACCUUGCCGAAGAGUCGUCCUGCGAGACCAAAGAUGGUCAGGAGAGCCCCGAGAACCCGCCUCAGCUGUGCGCUGGACGCAUCUGCGCGGUGAUGACUCGACCUAUUCCGGGCUACAGUCACACUUUUAUGCUCUGCUCCCUGAACAACAACAAUUUUACGCCACUCAACAACGUGGCACUGUACCUGGACAACGAAAAGAACCAUUUGGUGCCGGUGCCGCGCGAGGCAUUGCUAGAACCGCCGCGCCUUGCCGAUGGUCAUCCUCUGUCCGCCGUCUUUGCUGACAUUGACUUUUUGGGCGGAGAGGCGGUAGCACAGGUAGUGGAACCAUCAGAGGCGGACACUGAGGCGGAACUCGAACAGGAUCAGAUGUCGCCGCGGCAUUUGUCGCCACAAUUGCUGCUCAGCGAGGCUGAUAACGAUGUUGAGCCGGUCGAUACGAUGGGCAUUAUGACGCCACUUAGUCAGGUGGCCGAGGGAAGCGCCUUGGCAGCUGGGAGCUAUGUGAACGAGGAGGAGGAGUUGUCCCUGCACGAGGAGCAACUGCAGGCCAAUGUGCUGCAGCUAAAUGUUAAUGGCCACCGCUUGGAACUCGAUCCCUCGGUGCUAUUUAGUAUUGCCGAGCAGCCAGAUACGUGCAUCGAGUUGAGUGUCACCGAUACGGGAUCCGGUGGGUCCGCUGUUGGUGGCAGCAUGAGAGCCGUGCUUCACGCUCGAGACAUCUUACAGGCGGCGGAGGUAUACCUACAAGAACGCGACCUGCAGCUGGUCAAUGUGGAAGACAUAGCGCUGGACGAUGAUGACGGACAUGCUCCAACGGUCUCCAUGUCAAUGCCUGCAUCUGAUCUGCUAUCUCAGGCGCUGGUUGGUAGUCAAGUGGUGGACGACUCCGAUUUCGUGAACGCAGCCAACCCUGGCGGUGGCAUGCUCCACAUCGAUACCUGCACCACUGGUGGCCUCCUGCAUGUCGGCAACGACGAGCCAGGCAAUGUGGUGUAUAUCUCACACCCCAUGCCCCCACAGACCGUCCAUCUAACGCCUCCGAUAACGGCGCGCACCAACGAGACGAACGCGCUGCUCGACCAGACGCCGAUCAUGUCCACGUUAGAAAAUCCAAGCGGUAUGCAGCUGCGCCGUGUAUCACCGCUGGUCGAGGGCAACCUGGAGGAUAGUCUGGCUGUGAUCGGAGUGACAAACGGCAGUGGUGUGCCAACCUCACUAGAACUGCCCAUUACCGUCACCAAUCCGGCCAUCGCAUCCCGGAUGGGGGCCCCCGUCUCCGACAUGCUACAAUUCGCUUCUUUCCAAUAGGAGAGCACAGUCCAAGAGCAUCUCAAUAUGCUUUAUUUUUUUUACAAUUAAGAAUUUUUUGUUAGGUUUAGUAGAUGCAAGCUUAGGCAUUUUAUUUUGAGCGAAGAAGAAGAGUGUACAAGUUUUAUUCAGAACCACCUCUUCGUUAGUUAAAUUGACACGAUAAUGAAAGAUAUUUAGAUGCUUAGUUGAUUUAAGUUAGAUUCUUUGACCACUCCUUUCCCUUACAUUGCAAAUGUAGGCCGAGAAAGGGAAAUCACACUUGCGCGUAAAAUAUUUAAACUCUUGGAUUACAUGCGAAUAAGUUAGUUCAAUCCACAGAACGGAAGACCAGAACAGACCAGAAAGAUGAGGUGAACAAAAAGCCAAUAAUGAAAAAGUUUUGUGUGAUCGAUGCCCGGCACCAAAGGAACAAAAAAUAACGAAAUAUAAAUGAAUAUGCAACGCAGCAUAUAGAACAUAUAAGUACACUUGUGUGAGCAGAAGAAGCACAGUUUUAUUUUAAUGACUAUAAAUGAUUAUACCAAUGUGUGUAAGAUAUGUCAGUCUUUAAGCUAACAAAAAUAAUGUAAAGAACGCCCAGAAAGAAGAGUGGGCAGAUCAAGCUGCCCAACUUGGGUGGCUAUUUAAAUAAAGGCAACACGUGCAACAAA
Messenger RNA from Drosophila eugracilis, 6471 nucleotides. Its product is annotated as serine/arginine repetitive matrix protein 2. The record is from RefSeq and is a predicted model, not a curated record. Bases 218 to 5818 code for a protein of 1866 amino acids. The transcript has 5 exons. Lineage: Eukaryota; Metazoa; Arthropoda; Insecta; Diptera; Drosophilidae.